Octopus bimaculoides (California two-spot octopus) is the source of this 4582-nucleotide messenger RNA. Its product is annotated as cardiolipin-specific deacylase, mitochondrial. Lineage: Eukaryota; Metazoa; Mollusca; Cephalopoda; Octopoda; Octopodidae. The record is from RefSeq and is a predicted model, not a curated record.
UUUAGUGUUACGUUUCAAGCUUCGUUUGAAUUCUUUUUGAUAUGAACGAAAUCCUCAUAGGAGAAAGAAACAAUUGUUGCCGUGAACCGGAAUGCGGUUGAAACUGGACAGAGAAAAUUAUUUCUUGCAUGAUGAUUUGAAAUUAAGAAAGUAUUAAAGGCCGAACUUUGAAGAGACUGAGCAGUAUAUUCGACUGAAUUAAUAGAGUUUGUUUAAUAUGUAUCAGGUAUUAAUAAUGAUACUUAUUUUAUUAUCUUGAGUGAUGUCAAGCAAAUUUUACUCUGACGUAUAUUGAACUCAGAAAGAAUGAUGUAAAACUAGAUUUUGUACAGUGUCCAGUAUGAUUUGCUACUAUAUGCAGCUUAAGCUUUAAGAGUGAAGAAUUAGUGAACUGUUAUGAUAACACCACGUUGAAAGUGAAAAGAUACAAAGCAUAAACUGAAAACGAUUAUCUUAAUAUAUAUCACGAUAGCUACGUGAGAAAAAGAUAUCCACAAAAGAUAAUCGCGCCAAACACUACGUGAUCGCUAGAAACAGUAGCUGAAUCGUUCUCAAACCCACGCCCAUCGCCUUAGAAACAAAAGAUACAUUGGGUAAUGUAACCAGGACACAUAUGUGUCUGGCAAAAUAACAAAAUUCUGGAAUGGGAAAGCUGCUAACUGAUCAUUUAACCGACUAAAAACAACGUAAAUUUUUUUCAAAUCAUACUGUCGUCUUACAUGAGGUAUGGAUUGAGAUAUAUUAUAUUUAGAAUAAAUAAAAAGGUGGAAGGGUCGCGGUUGCAAUGUUUUCGCUCAUUGGUAUGCUCGAUCAGGGCUAACUUGAACCUGAACAUCAACAACAUACGACGUGCGCCAGAGAUAUGCUUAGCCAAGUGGUUACUUGGAGCCAUGUUGGUAGUAUAUCACGCUUCAAAUUACGAAAAUAACAGUUAACCCAUUUAUGUAACAUGUCUUUAGAGACGUUGUAAUUACUGUAAAUAUAGAGGGAAUAUUUUUAAAAACUAUUUAAGUAAUAUUUUUUGUCGGUUUUACGUUUCUAAAAAAUAUCAAGUUGUUAUCUUUUGAACUUUGGAAUAUUACUAAACUCUGUAUAAUUUUAGAAUUCAAUAUAUGGUAAGAUCUGUUGCCCUUGUUCUGUCCGUCUGCUUACAACACCGACAAUGUUGAAAAAAGCUGUUGAACUACAGGUUGAAUACCAGACGUACUAUCUGCACCCAUAAGAACCACAGAGGUAAGAUAAUGAACGCACAAUAACCGUGUUAUUGUUUAAACCAUGUGUUUCGAACUGAAAAUAUUAACGUGAUCCAAGUCAUGAGUCGACUCGAUCAGUGGUACCGUCGCUUCUUGAUAUCGAAACUGUUCACCAAAGGCUGGGGUAAACCAGAAAACUUGAAAAAACUGUUCAACUGUAGGAAAGUUAUCUCGAAUCGAGAGGAAUGCAUUAAGUUGGUUCCACCCGACUAUCCUGUCCAUAUCGACAAGGAUAUAGAACAGGAUGACCACCGCAUAUUGGAAGGACAUUUCCUCUCGCCCUUCGCAGUCUAUAUGUCAGAUGUGAUGCCCAAAGAAGUUGAAAUCGCCAAAUUUCAAAUGAUUUUACCUAAACUAUGGAAAUCUCAACUAAAGCCGGUUUGUGUUCAGCUGGGUGGCACCGGAGACCAUUUCUACUGGAGAAGACGAACGCUGUUAGGGAAACCUUUACUGAAGGAGUUUGGAAUCGCUUCAAUCAUCCUUGAAAAUCCUUACUAUGGCAUGCGAAAACCAAAACAACAGUUACGAUCGGCGUUGCACAACGUAAGUGACCUUUUCGUAAUGGGCGGAGCUCUCAUCCUAGAGUCGUUAGUAUUGCUUAACUGGUGUGAACAACAAGGGUGGGGUCCUUUGGGCAUCACUGGUAUUUCCAUGGGGGGACAUAUGGCUUCCUUGGCUGCGUCAAAUUGGAAUAAACCUCUUUCACUAAUACCCUGUCUGUCCUGGAGUACCGCGUCUGGUGUAUUCACACAUGGUGUUCUCAGUGAAGCCAUCCCCUGGCGAGUUUUACAGUCUCAGUAUCUGGAAGAAAGUCAGUAUGGGACCGAUAUCAAGAAAAUGAUCCACUCCCCCGAAGAUGUGGCCAGAGCCUUCCGCCUUGGACAGAAAUAUGUACAAGAUAUGGACGAGUCCUUAAAAGAUGUCCUCAACUUUUAUCGUAGCCAAAAUAAACCGUCUUUAUUAAAUCUAAAACUUGAUUUUGAAACCAAAGAAGAAUCCCUCUCUUUACGCAAAGAAGAUGAAAACAAGAUGGUCGAUUUUAACCCUAGCAAUACUAUAUCUUUGGAAAAUACACAAGCUACUGCUGCUGAUUCUUUUCAAGCCCUUAACAACACUAACAUUCUCACAACUUCUUUGUCCAAACCGUCGAAAACAGACUGGAAAUCUCGGUAUUUAUCCCUAAGCUAUGCUGCUGCCAAAUCUCACAUCACCAGGUCACAGACAAGUAAAGAAAAAAGGCAUUCGACUAAAAGAGUUUCUGAAGAAGCGUUAAAUUUUAUGCGAGACGUGAUGGAAGAGUUCACUCACCUUGGCAAUUACACACAACCCGUAGAUACCAGUUUGAUUAUCAUUGUGGCUGCAAAACAAGACGCUUACAUUCCCCACGAAGGGGUCCUCAGCCUGAAGCAGCUAUGGCCUGAAGCUGAAGUGCGCUACAUUGAUUCUGGUCACAUAUCUGCCUUCUUGUUCAACCAAAAAACCUUCCGAAUGGCUAUCAAAGAUGCAUUUGAUAAACAGAUUCAGAAGUAUUACACGUAGAUGUGCUCAAGUAUGUUAAAUAUGCUAAAGGUUUACUCUGUCUUGUCUGUGAUUAAACUACUGGCAAACGUGUCAAAGGAGGAGCCUUUAUGCAGUCGUUCGAUCUGUCAGAAAUAGCAGCAUAAUCACCUUAAAAUCACAUUAUACAAGUUUAAAAAAGGAAGGAAACAUUUAUCCAGAAUAAUGUUUUGGAUAUAUUAUACCUUGAAAAGAGACAAGUUUGAAUGCCUUAAAACAAGCCUCCUUUCAGUAUACUCUUUUGUAAUAGCAAGAGUAACCAGUUGUAAAUUCUGUCCCAACUUCUUGCAGCUUGAUAGCAGUUUAGUAUGUAGAACUGAAAUGAAUAGAAAGCUAUUGUUUGACCUUUACAUAUUCUUUCUAGCAGAUGCAGAAGUAAAAUGGUUGAAUUGAUAAUAUGGCAGUGUUCUAGCAUUCCAUAGAUUAUUAAUUCUAUUUCACUGAAAAUGUUUCUGUUAAAAAGUCUGCUUCACAACAAGGUAGUUCCAGGUUCAGUAUUCACUAUAUGGCUCCUUGAGCCUAUAUACUACAGCAAAGCCUUGCAUGUGAAAUUGUUUAUUGAUAACUGUAUCAAAGCCUAUCAGAGGAACCUUUCCUAUUCUUGGAUGGUAGGCUUAAUCUGUCAUUUAGUUUAUUGCAACUACCUUACCUUUUGGUGUCUUUAGCAGAGUUCACUGUUACCAAAAUCCAAGUGAGGUCCCCUGUCUGAUAAUAGCUUUCAUCUCAGCAGUCUCAGAAGCCCUAAAAAAGGAUCUAAACCUUUACAUGCAUACAUCAUUUUACUUCACUGUUGAGGAUAGGAACCAGUUUAUGAGAAAAGUUUAUUUGAAAUAGGCCAGUUUCUUAUCCAGGAGAAUGUGUAUCUUUCCUGUGAUUAAAGCAAAACUGGAACUGAGAACCUUUCCCCUGCUCUUAAAAGUCAUUUAGGGUUUCAGUAGCAUUUGACUUCAGCUUAAUUUUCCAGCAUAUAGUAAAGGAAGAAAAACCAAUAAUAACGAAACCAGUUACAUUGUAAUUGUUGCUAAGUAACAAUUUCUUAACCCUAGGUCAGCCUUGAUUGAACAAACCCAUGGUCAAAGGUAUUCCAGAUGUGAUCAUCUCAUCUUUACCACCCAGUUUGAGAGGACCACAUUACCAAAUUAGUCUUUCUAUAAAAUGGUAGGAUAUGAUUUAUGAGAUUUGGCUGGUAUUUCUAGCCAGCUGUGUGACUGUAUAAAGGCUUUCCUAUGUUAUUGUUUAUACAAAAAUAUGUGGUUUGCAGCGCAAUGUACUUUUCUAUAUCAAUCAGGAGGAGACUUGAUUUAGCUUAGCAUAUAUUUACAAGAUUACUGUCUUUAUGGUCGUAUCAACUUACCCCAGUAUUCUUGUCUGUUUUAAAAACAUUAUUCACAAUAAAAUAUAAUGAUAGAUGUUUAUUGUUCUGCUUAUGUAAGAGAUUAUUAAGAGGAUAGUGAAUAGCAGAAUUGUUAAAGCAGACAAAAAUGCCUUACAAUAUUACUUCCCUUUUGCAGCCAGUAAUGGAUAACAUAUCUAUAUCAGUCAAGUACUUGCAUUUAAAUCAACUACACUUCUCCCCCGGUAUUUAUGACCUUCUGUCUAUGACAUUAGUUUUAUUGUCUGACAAAAUAUACCUUGUGAUCAUUAGUUGCACGGCUGUACAUUUUUAGUUCAAAUCCUGCCAAGUCGACUUCCCUUUUGUUUUUCCAGGACCAAUGAAAUAAGUACCAGCUAUGUACCGGAAUCAAAUUUACUAAAAAUGUGUAGCUUUGGAA